UGAACGACGCGUGCGGCGUCGAGCGGCGUCGAGCGGUACCAAACGGCGUCGGGACAGCGGCGUAACCGGCUCUCAGACGCAACGUCCAGACUACUCAUGUUCAUCCCAGAUACUCUGAGAAGCUGCAUGGUGGAACCAGAUGUCUCGACUUACCUGCAGGCUCCUUCUGUCGGACAGGAUGAGUUCCAUCCAUUUAUCGAGGCGCUUCUACCGUUCGUGAAGUCUUUUUCGUACACGUGGUUCAAUCUACAAGCCGCUAAGAGACGCUAUUAUAAGAAACACGAAAAACGGAUGACCUUGGAAGAGGAACGUCAGUGUAAAGAAGAACUUCAGAACGAGAAGCUGGAAGUAAAACAGAAAUGGGCCUCGCGGCUUCUUGGAAAGUUACGGAAGGAUAUCACGCAAGAGUAUCGGGAGGACUUCGUACUGAGUAUUACGGGGAAGAGACCGGCGAUGUGUGUUUUAAGCAAUCCUGACCAGAAGGGCAAAAUGCGUCGGAUCGAUUGCCUUCGUCAGGCUGACAAGGUAUGGAGGCUGGAUCUAGUUAUGGUGAUCCUUUUCAAGGCGAUUCCAUUGGAAUCGACGGAUGGAGAAAGACUAGAGAAGACUGCGGAAUGUGCGCAGCCGGGUCUCUGCGUCAAUCCUUAUCACAUCAACGUUUCCGUCCGGGAACUGGAUCUCUAUCUCGCUAAUUUUAUCACGAGUCACGAGGUCCUGAAUGGCAUCUGCAACGCUAGCAAGGAAGAGGACAGGCGUCGAAAAGGAUACCACGAACUAUAUAACGGUGUUGUCUGCAAUGACACCAUCCUUGCUACGGGUGUCUUCAGCUCCAAAGAGCUCUGGAUGCUUUCAAAAGCGUCCAUACUGCAUGACCUCAGCGACAUGCAGCCUCAAAUAAACGCGAUCAAAAUAGAGCACCCGCCGUACUACUGCAGCAGCUACACCCCUCCAUCCGCAGCUACGACCGCGGAUCACGUUCAGCCGGCGGCUAGCUUCAGUCCACCACCGGUUCAUCAACUAUUAAGAAAUGACAAGACUGAAAAGCCGCCGACAGUCUCGGUUUCGAGUGCGCCAACCUUUUCAUCAGUUCUCAGGCCGGAAGAUGGACAUCGCGGAUUAGACUCUCCUCAUUCGCAAACAGGAUUGCAUUCGCCUCACGAAGGAUUAACCGGUCAGGCCGCCGGUCAAAGUAUGUCUGGACUCGCUUACUAUCAGCCGGAACAUCCAGCGGGAGUAGUAAAAUAUCCUGAAAACGGUCACGAUACUCUUUCAGAUUUCGUGACGUUUGUCUGUCAAGAAGCCGAGAACACUCAACAAUUACCCCAGACGCAGCUAACCGGAUCACGCACUGGUAUACAAAAGUUCUCGCAGUAUUAUCCGAGUUCCAUGUUACCGCCGCCGCCGCCCGCUCCUAUGGCUAGGCCGGUGGCGAUAAUAAGAUCGACGGGUGAGCUGACGGCAACAACCGCCAGCUCACCACCAACGUCCUCCACCGGAUCGCCCACCGAUCCAGCUGAAUUAGGUACUACUAAUCAGGAACAAAUGACCGCUGGUUUGGUUGGUUCCGCUUGCCAGAAUUCUGUUGAACCUACCGGACGGAAGAGUCCCGCCAGAAUUCUCGUUACGCCACACACCAGCAGAGAAUACACAUUCGCUCACUUUCACUCGCAGCCCGGACAGCAAAUCUUCACGUAUCCGACCAUCAGUUCGAUGUCUGGGGUAAUUUCGCCGACAAACUUGUCCCUAUUCUCAUCCCCUGUCUCGGUAACAAGACCCGUUGCCACUCAGAGGCCAGUCUCCAAUGUUCCGCCGCGCUGGAAUACAACGCCGUUUAUUAAUCUGGAGGACGACUACAACAUGAUCGCGCCUAUUAUCGCAGGAACUACCAGCGGCGAGCCAUCGGCUACCAUGGAGGAAGAACGGUACUAUCAUCCUGUGCAUACGAGCGGGGUGGAUAAAAAUAGCAAUGGUAACCUGAUAGGCAACGAACUCGGAGUAAACACAGAUCCCACGUCACAUCAUCAUCAACAACAUCAGCAACAUCAGCAACAACAGCCGCAACAACAACCGCAACAAACGUCUUCGCAACAACAGCAACAAGUAAUGCCAGAUAAGUCUGGCGGACCUAAGUCUCCUCCGUGACAGUGGAGUCUGAGAACAGAAAAUAACGAGAGACUCGCGCCGUAUUUGUCGAGUUCGGCACUUAACGUUAUACCUGAAGCGAAUAAUCGUCGGGAAGUUAUGCCUCGUAUACAAUUACGUGAUUUAAACUUGCGGAGAAUAGAAUAUCUGAGAGUUCGAUCUUAGUUUAUUACGAAGCGAGAAUAAGAAUGCUUUCCAAGGAAUAUCGAGGAAAGAAAAAGUCUGUUUUAUUCGUAUUUAUUGAAAUGUAUCGUUCUAUAGUAUGUACGAGGGGAAAAAGUUUCAUACAUUACAAGAACCUAACCAAUUAUAUAGUCCUUCUAGAGCGUAAUUUAUCGCGAUAGAGUCAGCGACGCUUGGAAUAGAUAACGUCGCCGUGCAUGCCUUAUCGUGCUCGAUAACAGAAAAUUUUCUACACAUGAUGCCGUAGUAAAACGGGACAAUGUUCAAAAUAUAAUAUAAUGUAACGUACACACAUAUAUGUAUGUAUAGGGGGAGAGAGAGAGAGAGAGAGAGACGAAACGUCAUAAUUUCAGCAAAAAUUAAUAAUCUUCCACACUUUAUCCGAGGGGUGUUCUUAGGAUGUCCUCUGGAUGUCUUUAGGAUACCCCUUGGAGGGGUCUUCUUUCACAUAUAUACCAAGUUUCGUCAAUAUAAUUAAUAUAUGAUGGCGCGUUUGUUGUCAAUUACGUAAGUGGCAUUUGUAUUGCACAAAUUCGCUAACUUUGUUCCUCUUUCUUCCCCCCCGCCAAUUCUUCUCGCAUCUUCCUUGCGCGCGUCUGUAUACACUAAAAGCACGGGCAUAGAUUGAAAUGUCAUUGAAAACAUUAUUUCAAUCGAACGGAAGGAAGAAAAUUAUUUUGUCAUCAUCAAAAGGGCGACAAAAGUUGUUUAAUCAUCAGUAUUUUCGGUUAUUUCUGUGAUGAAAGUUCUGUUAAAUUAUAUCAACAUGGCGUGUCUUCCGCAUUCAAAAGAGGUGUUUUGUUUCGUUUAAUCGAAACUCGUGUGUCCUCGAUAUUUUCCUGGGUACCGCACUCGUAUUCAGUUUCUAAAUAUGCACGGCAUGUUAGCAAGAUUAAGAACUACUUGUGCACAAGGUGCAUUAUAAACGCAUUGGGUAAAAAGAAUCUGAUAAUAAAUAUCGUUUUGAUAUAUCUGUAUUACAAACAAUUUUUCGCUUAGUGUAGAUGCCUAGUUUUGCAUUUUAUCAGGCGAGACACGUUUUAUAUUAAACGUAUAUAGUAUACGUUUGAUUUAAAUUAGGAAUUAUAAUAAGAUAACAAAAUAGGUGUACAUAGUGCCGAGAGUUAAUUAUUUGCACGACGAGGACCCAAGUCGACUUCCCUCGUUUAGACUAUUAAUCGGAAACAGAAAUACUGUUUCCGAGGAUCGAAAUCGCAAUUGUAGCAGUGGUAUAAUAUUCUUCCAGUGUUUGUAUUAUAAUAAAAGAUUCGUUAUUUUCGUAGUAAAAUUUUCGCGAUACACGAAUACGUUCUUUUUUUUUCCCGAUAAGUACGAAAUCAUAAUAUUUUGUAUAAAUAGUAUUUACAUCAUGUAAUCGCGACAGAAAUAACUUGAAGAUGGAUAGAAAUGUUUGUAUACUAAGCUUCCGUUAUAUAAAACUAGGAAUAACGCGUCAACGCAGUUGCUCCUGAGAGCGCGGACUACUCCUUUCUCCCACUUUAUCCAAUCAAACCCCUUUCGGAAGAUCAUCCCAUUCUUCUCGAUUCAAUACAACAACUUGCACUAUUCCAUGGUUUUUCGAAACAUCGAUCGCACGAACGCAUCAAUCUCAUAGAUUGGUUUCGAUCUUUUUAUGCUGAAAUUUUUAAUAUGCCGUGCUCUUGUCGACGAUUCUGCAUAUAUCGACGCGUUUCGACAUUUCUCUGCGAGAAGCUACUUUUAUAAUUAUUCUAUAGUUGGCGAGCGACCGAGAAUUAAUACAGAUAUUUGCAGAAUUAUAUAUCAGUGCAUCACAUAGUGACAAGUAAGUAUCAAAGUGAAGUUGGACAGGAACGAAAUUUGUUAUUCGGAAUGUAUCGCAGAAAUGUGUUGGCACGAAUGAUUCGCGACAUUUCUAACUAACAUAUGGCCAAUAAUCUAACGUCGAGGAAUUAUAUUGCUUCUUUCUUCUGUAACGAUAUCAAUAAGCAGGAAACUUUUUGGAAAGAGACAAGAUGAACGCGUCGAUAAUGUGGGGCAAAUUAUUCAAACAGAGAAUCAUCGCAGAUCAGCGAAAUGGGACAUAGAUGAUAAUAAAUUGAAGUAUAUUAAGUAAUCGGCUAGCAUAAAAUAGGAUGCGAAACAAUUUGUGACAACUAGUCAUCAAAGGCUGCUAGUUAGAGACAAGAUGGAUUUGUCGGAUAAUAAGCGCUUAACUACUUAUAAAUAUUUUAUGAUAUUGCAUCGAAGGUAACACAACGUAGAGAAUGAAUGAGUAAGCGACGAAUGUGAUUAUCGUUAACAAACAUAAUUUCUUCCAAAGUCUCUUUCAUCGACAAUGUAGAUUCCAGGAAACUUGGUUUGAUGUGCCAGGCCAAAUUUGUCAUUAUUUAUAAUGUAUAAACAAAAUACUUGGUUGUAUGCUACAUUAACUACCUUCUUUUAAUCAGACGAUGCUGAAAGACGCUUGGA
Messenger RNA from Dinoponera quadriceps, 4776 nucleotides. RefSeq names its product nuclear factor 1 A-type (gene NfI). The transcript is spliced from 12 exons. Bases 97 to 2142 code for a protein of 681 amino acids. NCBI's taxonomy places the organism in Eukaryota, Metazoa, Arthropoda, Insecta, Hymenoptera, Formicidae. The record is from RefSeq and is a predicted model, not a curated record. Gene Ontology annotation, molecular function: RNA polymerase II cis-regulatory region sequence-specific DNA binding; DNA-binding transcription factor activity, RNA polymerase II-specific. Gene Ontology annotation, biological process: regulation of transcription by RNA polymerase II. Gene Ontology annotation, cellular component: nucleus.